AUGCUUCUUCUCCUCUUCGCACUUCUCUCCGUCGCUGUCGGCGACUACUGCCGACAGUCUCUACAGACGGCCGAGUGUCCGGCGGCGGCGGCUAAACUUGUGUCGGCGGCGGCGGCUAAACUUGUGUCGGCGCCGACGUCGGAGUCCACAGUGACGAAAGUCGGCAUCGGCGGGAUGUUCUCGAUUUCUCAAUGGGAUAACGACGGCCGGGGGCGCUGCUCAGCGUGUCAUGCCGGUGCGCGUCGCCUUCAGUUGUUUGCCGUCGAGCAGACGGAAGCCAUGAUUGAGAGCAUCGAGCGCAUCAACGAGUCCGGAAUGUUGGGAAACGCGACACGUUUGGUGUACGAGGUCUGGGACACGUGCGGAGACGAUCGAGACUCGCAUUGUAUUUACGCACAGGCGACGGAAACGUUCUCGUCCGAACUCCUGGCUACAGUGGUGGGCCCCUACUAUUCGGACACAAGUUAUUCGAUGAACAACGACGCUUUGAAAGCACUGUAUAAUAAUCUGGGAUUGUCACAAAGGAUUACAAAUAUUCGAAUUCGAGACAGAGGAGUGUGGAGUCUGCUCGACUAUCCCUACAUGUACAGCCAGGGUAUCAAUAUUGGUGACCUCAGAGACCAGCUCGUCAUGUUGCAGCAGACUUGUGAGCUUCAAGCUCAAGCUGCUGUCGAUUUUCUCGAGAGAGAAGGAUGGUAUGACGUCACAGUCAUUGUUAGUAAUGAUUACUGCGGUGGUAGAUCGAUGGUGAAGUUUGAUCAAGCGGUCAAACAAUCAAGAUCUUACUGUCGAUUCGAUGUCAACUAUGUACAAGAGAGUGGGAACAUUGACUGGCCAGACUAUGACACAGAGCGUAAGGCAAUUGCAGAUUCAGAAAUUCAUACUUUUGUUCAUGAUAUUGAAAUCAAUGAUGCCUUGAAUCGACCAAAGAGACGCAGUAAUUUAGUCGUAUUGUCUUCGUUCCCGUUUGCCUUAUCAUUGUUCAAACAGAUGCUGACUGUUAGUGAUACGAUUACAUCAGUCGGUGGGAUCUUUCUUGGCGAGUUGUGGGGUGAUCCUCGAAAUGUCGACGAGUUGUACAGUCACAUCACACGCCUUGUGCACGAAAAAAACGACACCGUGUUUGCACUUCGAUUGGAAUCCAACGGCACAGAAAAAUUUCAAGACUACAUGUCGUCGAUCACGUCGAAUUCGUCUAAAUUACAUCGAAAUCGUUGGCUGGGAGAGUACUGGGAGGGUGUCUUCAAAUGCAGUCUUACAAACAAGACUUGCAAUACAACAGACAGACUACCUGCCCACAAUUGGCCCAUACUGAGAAACUACAAGGCAACACUGGUAGCAAACGCCGUGUACGCCACGGCCCAGUAUUACAAAGAUUUUUCUACAAAGUUUCCCAAUGAAGCAGUCAACGAAUUCUUUGAGGAUCAAAUCUACAAACUCAACAGUCUCAAACCGUUAUUCUUGCCCAGCAAGUGGAUAGGCAACACAAUGACUAUAGGACAAGUACAUCAGCCCGACCUUGACGUCAUUCACUUUGACGUCAUUCAGCCACUCACGUCCACAUAUGAAAUCAUUCGAUUACAAAGUGUAGAUGAGACCGAAAUGGGAUAUGAAUUGAAAGCUUGA
Molecule: messenger RNA, 1626 nt
Organism: Corticium candelabrum
Lineage: Eukaryota; Metazoa; Porifera; Homoscleromorpha; Homosclerophorida; Plakinidae
Product: metabotropic glutamate receptor 3-like
Exons: 2
Coding region: 1-1626 (541 amino acids)
Biological process (GO): regulation of synaptic transmission, glutamatergic; G protein-coupled glutamate receptor signaling pathway
Cellular component (GO): plasma membrane
Molecular function (GO): adenylate cyclase inhibiting G protein-coupled glutamate receptor activity
Source: RefSeq, a predicted model, not a curated record